AUGACAUCUUGUAAUACACUUGUAAAAAACAAAGAUUUGUUUAUUAGAUUGAAAAAAUUAAUAGAAAAUCGUAUUGGAAUUGUAAAAUUAGUUCAUAUACGUGAAUAUCAAGGAAAUUAUGAUAAUGAACAAGUUGAUAGAUUAGCAAAACAAGGAUCAUUAAAAGAAUAUAUAAAGGAAAUAAAAGAAAAAA
This is a messenger RNA of Scutellospora calospora, 193 nucleotides long. Lineage: Eukaryota; Fungi; Glomeromycota; Glomeromycetes; Diversisporales; Gigasporaceae. The record is from the annotation of a GenBank genome assembly.